AUGCAAGAAGAAUUAGAUGCCUUGAAGAAAAACAAUACUUGGGAGCUGGUUCUGUGUCCCCCUAGAGCUAAUAUAGUUGGAUCAAAGUGGGUUUUCAAAACCAAGCUAAAGCAAGAUGGUUCCAUUGAGAGGUUCAAAGCACGUUUAGCGACAAAAGGGUUCUCGCAAGUUCCUGGUCUGGAUUUUGAUGAGACUUUCAAUCCGGUACUUAAGCCCACAAUACUUCAUCUUGUGAUUGCACUUGCUACAACUCAAUCAUGGCCUUUGCGUCAACUUGAUGUAAAGAAUGCCUUCCUCCAUGGCAUGCUCAAAGAAACUGUGUAUAUGACGCAACCCCCUGGUUUUGUUGAUCCUCAAUAUCUUGAGUGUGUAUGCUGCUUACAUCGCUCAAUCUACGAGCUUAAACAGGCUCCCCGUGCUUGGUUUGACAGGUUCACUCUACACCUUCUAAGAAUGGGGUUUUAUUGCAGCCAAGCUGAUUCCUCUCUUUUUGUCCUUCAAAAUUCACAAGCCACUACUAUUCUUCUCUUAUAUGUUGAUGAUACUGUUCUCACGGCUAGCACAGAUGAACUACUCCAGCAAAUUAUUUCAAAUCUCAGUGAGGAAUUUGCACUCAAGGAUCUAAGGCCUCUUCAUUACUUCCUUGGUAUAGAGGUAACAAAAUUUUCUGGAGGGAUUAUCCUUUCUCAAAACAAGUAUGCACAUGAUUUACUAAAUCAAGCAUCAAUGAUGGAGGCAGCUCCAAUCUCUACACCAUUGGCUAUUAAAGACACUAUUACUUUAAGAGAUACUGAACUUGUUGAUGCUACAUCUUAUCGGAGCAUAGUAGGAGCCCUUCAAUAUUUAACUGUUACCAGAAUUGACAUUUGUCAUGCCGUCAAUCGAGUUUGUCAAUUUAUGCAAGCUCCCACUGUUUCUCACCUUUGCCUGGUAAAAAGAAUUCUACGAUAUGUCAAGGGCACUAGUCAAUAUGUUAUACGCUACCCAGAGCAUAGCCCAUUGUCCUUGACUGGUUUUUGUGAUGCUGAUUGGGCUGGUUGUCCUCUCACACAUCGCAGUACCACAAGGUUUUGCAUGUUCUUGGGUGCCAAUUGUGUCUCAUGGGGUUCAAAGAAACAACCGACAAUGGCUUGAUCUACUGCAAAGGCAGAAUAUAGAGCACUAGCUUCC
Molecule: messenger RNA, 1170 nt
Organism: Rubroshorea leprosula
Lineage: Eukaryota; Viridiplantae; Streptophyta; Magnoliopsida; Malvales; Dipterocarpaceae
Source: the annotation of a GenBank genome assembly